CAGAGAAACAUAUGCAUACAUAUUCACAUAUUUAUUUAUAUUUCUGCUUUCUAUACUUGAAACCAAUUGUCACAUUGCAGGUGACAGAUGAAAAUAAUAGUCCUGAGCCAACAACCAUCCCCAGAGAGAAUUGCAAACGUUUAAGAGACAUUGUGCUUAACGUUCGCAUCCAGAGGCCUUACCACAAGAAAACUCACAUGAAAAAAGCAUGCAAUCGAUUUCCAUCACACAGUCAAGAACUACUGGUACUGGGGUCACAGAAGCUGACAGAGCUGCGGGAUGCAAUCAACUGCAUCAAUGACCUGGGUGUCAAUAAGGACCUCUCACUUGAUCCAGAAUUCCAUCAUCUCUCAUAUAUGAGGAAUAAUUCUACCAAAUUUCCUUCUGGAUUUUUCUACAUCAAUGGUGUUUUUUAUGAUGACCUUCGCCAAGAGGGAUCAAAAUGUUACAGUGAAAGCAUUAUUAACUGGGCAAAGAAGCACCCAGAAAUUGGUGAGAUGAGAGCAGAAAGCAUGAGUGAGACAACUUUCCUUGACUUGAAGGUGCGUCUAGGCUACCCAUAUGUCUUUCUUCAUCAAGGAAAUUGUGAACACAUUAUCAUCUUCACAGAUAUCAGAUUACACCACCAGAACGACGUUCCAGAUCCCCAACGUUUCCCUCUGUUACGUGGUCAAGCAUCAAAACUUUCAGUCAAGUGUGUCAUCUGUUCUUUAAACUUAGCUAAGUGAGUAUAUACUCUUAACAUCAGUGUGUUUU
Molecule: messenger RNA, 756 nt
Organism: Penaeus monodon (black tiger shrimp)
Lineage: Eukaryota; Metazoa; Arthropoda; Malacostraca; Decapoda; Penaeidae
Product: snRNA-activating protein complex subunit 3-like
Exons: 5
Coding region: 12-728 (238 amino acids)
Biological process (GO): snRNA transcription by RNA polymerase III; snRNA transcription by RNA polymerase II
Cellular component (GO): snRNA-activating protein complex
Molecular function (GO): bent DNA binding; RNA polymerase II cis-regulatory region sequence-specific DNA binding; core promoter sequence-specific DNA binding
Source: RefSeq, a predicted model, not a curated record